Oikopleura dioica is the source of this 798-nucleotide messenger RNA. NCBI's taxonomy places the organism in Eukaryota, Metazoa, Chordata, Appendicularia, Copelata, Oikopleuridae. The record is from the annotation of a GenBank genome assembly.
AUGAGCUCUGUGUGUUGUUCGACUUGCAAGCGAAAAAUCGAAACGGCGAUCAUCAACUGCGUCGAGUGCGAGGAGAGAUUCUGCACGAACUGCUACAGAAAAUGCCCGACAGUGAGAAACCACGUGCCUGCGCACAAAUAUACAGUUGACCAGAACGACAAGAGCUUUUUGCGCAAAGGAUACACCUAUGAACAGGAGAAGGAGAUUUUAAAGGCGGUGGAGAACUGUCCCUGGUCGAUUUCGAGCGAAUACACGGACUUUUACCUGCGCGGCCCGAUCAGCGACCUCACUGUCCCAGAAAACAAAUCCGUAAUCGUCGACCACACCGAAGACGUAGAAGACACCACUCUCAAAAGACCGCUGAAGGUUGCCUUCGAAGACCAAGUCAAACUCGGGCUUUACGCAAAACGCGACGACUUCGUGCCAGAAGUGCACGACGACGCGGAAGACGCGCUCGUCAAUCUUCCCGAAUCUCUGCCGCAAGAAAUGAGGGACAUCGCCGGGAAGAUCUUUCACACCAAAUUUGCAGAGAGGCAUCGCAUUCGACGGGUGAUUCGCAAAUACAAACUCGUUGACAGAUACCUCAAGUACAAAACCUCGAAGAACUCUUUCGAAAAAAUUUUCCAAUUCCGCGGCGCCGAACAACUCACCACGCGCAAGAAACUCUUACAAACGCUUUUCGGAAAGGCGAAAGCUCAAGACCGCUACAAUCGCCGCUCGAAUCGGCUCAAGAAUUUCGCCCGAAAAGGAUGCGUCCGUUACUCUGACAUAGAAAAAGAAAAUCAACGCGGAGCUUGA